Messenger RNA from Debaryomyces hansenii CBS767, 1638 nucleotides. RefSeq names its product DEHA2B02112p. The record is from RefSeq and is a predicted model, not a curated record. Gene Ontology annotation, biological process: transmembrane transport. Gene Ontology annotation, cellular component: membrane. Bases 1 to 1638 code for a protein of 545 amino acids. Gene Ontology annotation, molecular function: transmembrane transporter activity. Lineage: Eukaryota; Fungi; Ascomycota; Pichiomycetes; Serinales; Debaryomycetaceae. The transcript has a single exon.
AUGUCAGAGAUCAAGCAUUUGAACGAAUCACGGGUUGCAGUGCUUAACAGAAAUGAUUCUGACAUUACUGUUCCCCAGAUUCGUAAUGGAAAUAAGUCCAGGAAUUCCAUCGAAGUUGUAAACGAUGAAGCAAACCCCUUCCGUCCUAUAAUAACACCCAUGGGAUCCACUAACAAUGUAUUAACCCAAUUGACCCAUAACAAGGAUCCUUCGCUAGAACCCUUGCCACAACAAGUCAAUAUGGGCAAACAAGUAAUGACAUCUAGAAAUCCACCUGGAAACUUGUAUAGAGCUAUUAUAACAUGUUGUUGGUCAGCAAUCUCAGGAUGGUCAGACGCUACUCCAGGUGCAAUCUUGCCAUUUAUUGAAGAAUACUACGGAAUUACUUAUUCGAUUGUGUCAUUGAUAUGGAUGGCUAAUGCUGCAGGAUUCAUAUUAAUAGCUAUGCUAUCACAUAAGAUCCAACCAUGGUUGGGGAAGAGAUAUUCAUUGGUAACGGGCUGCAUAUUCUCGUGUAUAAUGUAUGCUUUAGUUUCUAGUGGGUCACAUUUUCCGUUAGUUGUGAUUGGAUUUUUCUUCGGUGGAAUGGGGAUUGCAAUUUGCUUGUCUCAGUCAAAUAUAUUCUUUACACGGAUGUACGAUCUGUCAAAGUACUUAUCACUUUUUCAUGGGUCAUAUGGGUUGGGUGCAACGCUUUCACCUUUGGUAGCUACAGCGAUGGUCAAUGCUGGCGUUAAAUGGCAUUACUUCUAUCUCAUUACAUUAGGUUUCAUGAUAUCUACCGGUAUGAAUCUCUACAUUUCGUUCAAGGGUGCAGACGAAGAUCUCAGACCGUGGGAUACUGAUGAGCCAACCGAAACUCUGCAGGUUCUGGAGAGUGAUGAUUCCCAUGAGAGCCAGUAUGAAUCAGACGACUCUAACCAGCAAAUAGGAUUACAGGACUUGGCUAGAGAAGGACUGAAUACACAAAACGUCCCUAAUAAGGAUAAACAAUCAUCACAUUCUACGGACAUGUUAUUGGCUCUUCAAAACUACAGGACAUGGCUCCUUGCAUUAUUAGUAUUAUUCUAUCAAGGAGCAGAAGUUUCCUUGGGUGGUUGGGUUGUUACUUUCUUAUUAAAUUACAAACAAGGUAAUCCAAACUCAGCUGGUUAUGUCGCCUCGGGGUUCUGGGGUGGUUUAACAUUGGGUCGUCUUCUUUUAACAAAACCAUUACAUAAAUUAUUAGGAGCCAGAAGGGCCGUUGUACUUCUUUCUUUAACUUCAAUUUGCUUCGUGAUCCUUGGAUGGUUGAUUCCAAACGCUAUAGCUGAUGGUGUGUUUAUUUCUUUGGCGGGUGUUACAAUAGGACCAAGUUGUCCAUUACAAAUUGGUCUCACGGCUAAGCUUAUACCUAGGAAAAUCCAGGUUAUUUCAUUAACAAUAAUUACUGCUUUCGGGUCGUCUGGUGGAGCAAUUUUCCCAUUCAUAGUCGGUUUGAUCUCUCAAAGUGCUGGUACCUACGUUGUUAUGCCAGUUUUUAUUGCAUUAUAUUGUUGUAUGCUUGGUCUUUGGAUAGCCUUGCCUAAUAUUGAACGACCUAUAGAAUCAACAAGUGAUACUGGUAAGUGGACAAAGAUGUGGAGAAGAGUUUGGUAA